AGUAUAGUUGAUGAUAAACUCUCUCUCUCUCCUCCCGUCUUCACCUCUCUGACUCUGCUUUUAUAUUUCGGUUUCUCUCUGCUUCACCGCCAGAGAAAACAACCAAAAAUUAGAUUUUUUUAUUUUUCAAAAUAUUCGUUCUUUAUCGGCGUUUUAAGACAAUAAGCUACGAUUAUUUAGGGUUUAUUAAUAUUUUAGAAGAUGGGAUUAUGGAUUGGAAGAGGCACCGGAGGAUUUCUCCUCUACCUUCUCGUGGGUUUCUCCGUCGCCAUCUUCUCCGUUUCUUACGUCGGAGAAACAAACCCUACUCUUCAUCAUCUCUCCGUUACCAAGAAAGUUUGGCCGGAUUUGAAGUUUAGCUGGAAACUUGUGGCGGCUACCUUAAUAGCGUUUCUGGGAUCUGCGUGUGGGACGGUUGGUGGCGUUGGAGGCGGUGGGAUUUUUGUUCCUAUGCUCACUCUCAUCCUCGGAUUCGACACAAAAUCUGCAGCUGCAAUCUCAAAAUGUAUGAUAAUGGGAGCAUCUGCGUCAUCGGUUUGGUACAAUGUAAGAGUUCGUCAUCCGACAAAAGAAGUACCAAUCUUAGACUAUGACCUUGCUCUCCUGUUUCAACCAAUGCUUCUCCUCGGCAUCACCGUUGGUGUUUCUCUCAGUGUUGUUUUCCCUUACUGGCUCAUCACUGUCCUCAUCAUCAUCCUCUUCGUCGGUACUUCUUCGAGAUCUUUUUUCAAAGGCAUUGAGAUGUGGAAAGAGGAGACUUUGUUGAAGAACGAAUUGGAGAAGCAGCAUCAAGGUUCCACGGUUAAUUCACGAGGAGAACUGUUAAUCGACACGGUGUAUGAGCCGCUUUAUCCUAGGGAAGAGAAAUCAGAACUGGAAAUAAUAAGGUCCAACCUCAAGUUGAAACGGCUUCUGGUUCUGGUGACUGUUUGGUUCGCUUUCUUGCUCAUCCAAAUUAACGAAAUCAAAGUCUGCAGCACAAUAUAUUGGGUGCUUUUCAUCGUACAGUUCCCAGUUGCUUUGGCCGUGUUUGGAUUCGAAGCGGUGAGACUAAUCAGGGAGAACAAAAAGAGGCUAAUCAAUGGAAACACUGAAUCAAUCUGUGAGGCUACGAUCGAGUGGACUCCUCUGAGUCUUAUCUUCUGUGCGCUCUGUGGACUCAUUGGAGGCAUCGUAGGUGGUUUACUUGGAUCCGGUGGUGGAUUUGUUCUCGGCCCUUUGCUUCUUGAGAUUGGAGUCAUCCCACAGGUUGCUAGCGCGACAGCUACGUUUGUGAUGAUGUUUUCUUCGUCCUUAUCCGUAGUUGAGUUUUAUCUCCUCGGGAGAUUCCCAAUACCAUACGCAUUGUACUUGAUGUUUGUAUCGAUUCUUGCCGGUUUCUGGGGACAAUCCUUCAUAAGGAAGCUUGUGGCGAUCCUGAAAAGAGCUUCGAUCAUCGUUUUCGUUCUCUCAGGAGUCAUCUGUGCAAGUGCUCUCACAAUGGGAGUGAUUGGAAUAGAGAAGAGCAUAAGGAUGAUACAUAACCAUGAGUUCAUGGGAUUCUUGGGAUUCUGCAGCAGUCAGUAAAUCCUCAAUUUGCUUAAACAGUAUUUGAAACACGAGUUUUUUUUUUUUAAUUUUUAAAAGAGUUUUUCCUUUUGAUUUAUUUGGCCAAUUUCGGUUGUCCAAACAUCAUCAUUGCAAGGAUAAAUAAUGAAACAGAUUGUUGUGUUGGGAAGGUUUCUUGUAGUACAAGUCAUGUGUUAUUCUGUUCAUGGUCAAUAGAUUAGUUGACCAUCUUCAGAAAUAGAGGUUAUCAAACUUGAUUUGUGUUAAAGUGUUAAGCAUUUUCUUUGUUUUUUUUUUUGGUAUCAAACGUUGUAUUAUUGCAUCUUUGGAUGCUUGCGAAACAAACAAACAAAAAAACCGAAGUACAUUUGGUUCACAUGUUCAAUGAAACUAGUACACAAGAAAAC
This is a messenger RNA of Thlaspi arvense, 1955 nucleotides long. The record is from the annotation of a GenBank genome assembly. NCBI's taxonomy places the organism in Eukaryota, Viridiplantae, Streptophyta, Magnoliopsida, Brassicales, Brassicaceae.